AUGAUGCGCUCUCAGAGACUAGAACGCCCCAAUCCCCAGGAAGAUCACGAUCUGGCUCCUGGAGGCUGGGCACUUGUGUUGCCGGCGGUGAACCUGGUGGUGUCUACGAGUACGCAAAAGAACAUGGAAUUCCACACGAGACCUGCAACAACUAUCAAGCCCGUGAUGGACGAUGCGAUCCCUACAAUCGAUGCGGGUCAUGCUGGCCGGGCGACUGCUUCUCAAUCAAAAAACUAUACUCUUUACAAGGUCAAGGAGUACGGAACAGUAAGAGGAAUGGAUAAGAUGAAAGCAGAAAUUUACCACAAUGGUCCGAUCGCAUGCGGAAUCGCUGCUACAAAGGCGUUCGAAACGUACGCAGGAGGAAUCUACAAGGAGGCCACCAAUGACGAUAUUGACCACAUCAUUUCUGUUGUGGGAUGGGGUGUUGACCGGCAUGACAGUGAGUCGAGUACUGAUUGGACAGAAACUCAUGGGGUCGCGCGCCUGGGCGAACAAGGAUCGUUUCGGUGGGUCAACUCCCACUUACAAAGAUGCCGGAAGCAAAUACAAUUUGAAGAUCGAGGAGGACUGCGUGUGGGCGGAUCCCAUCGUGGAUUGAGAUGGAAUUCGAUCGGCGGGAUUUUUACAAUAUCUGUGAAUAGCUGA
This is a messenger RNA of Cooperia oncophora, 648 nucleotides long. NCBI's taxonomy places the organism in Eukaryota, Metazoa, Nematoda, Chromadorea, Rhabditida, Trichostrongylidae. The record is from the annotation of a GenBank genome assembly.